UUGAAAACAGCAUGGUGGAUUGCGGGAAAUGGAGAAAUUUUCCAAUAUUUGCUGAAUUUCUACCAUAAAGUGUCGGGUUCUUGAGUAAACCAUUUGAUGUUUAAAGUGUAAACUAUCAUAACAUUUCUGUUUUAUAAGACAUUUUCAGAAACCUUCCACUUCUCGGAGUAUCCAUUGUGCAACUGACAGAUACAGGUGAAAAAUAUUGAAGAGACAGAAAACCACAUGAAGAUAUAGACAUGGCUGCACUGGACUCACUGGCACAAUUAAACAGUUUACUGGAAGAGUGGACUCAGAAUCAAAACAGCAGCUCCUUCAAUGUUAUCAACUCACUGCACAGGAUGGCAGAGCUCCUGGAAAGAGAAACAGAGGAAUACUAUAAGAUGGACCCUGACCCGUUUGAUGACCGACAUCCAGGUCGUGCUGUCCCAACAUGUGCACUGGGUCACCUCAUGAAAACACUUUUCAAAAACGAAGACUUCAUGAGUAAGUUGAUCAGUACGUAUCUGAUCAGUAGUAACAGAGAUCAGACAGAUUUACAUAUUGCUGCUUCUCGUUUGUUGCUUGACGUCAUGCCAGGACUUGAGACCACCACAGUAUUUCAAGAAACUGAUGGAUUGGUUAGAAGAUUAUUACACUGGGCAGAAGUUUGCGAGGACCCAUUGAGGUCUUAUGCCACUGGGCUCUUGGCAGGGGCCAUGGAACUAAAUGAUGUUGCAGACAAGUUCAAAGACUCAAAUUCCCAUCUGGUCCCCAUGAUGUUGACUCGCCUACACAAGCUGAAAUGUGACUACGAGAAAGAAAAUGAAGAAAAUACUGCAGUGGAAGAUAACCAAAGACAUUUUGGAAUUUUUGCCAAAGAGUCGGAAAGGUCUCCAGAAAAGAAAAUCUCAUCAGGAAGUUCUAAAGAGAGUGGAGCUGAAAAUUCUCAGGAGUCGAGCUCUCCGAUAAAAGGCAGCACAAAGGGGGAUAACUCAGGAAAGAAUGAUAGACGAGAGUCAAUGAAGCGUGCACUUUCACCUAGUUACUAUAGCGAUGACCUGUACAGAUUUAAAAAGAAAAGCCGCAUAAGGGAUGAUUCAAUAACUGAGUUCAGCAACAGUAGCUGGGCAGAGAUGAAGUGUUAUGUAAUAGGAACCUACAGUUUACAGCCUCUCAGUACAGCCAUGAAACAGAGGGUUAUUCUACAGUAUCUCAGACCAAUGGCAGAAUACCAAGAGUUAAUUGGUGCUGCCUUUGAACAUAAUGCAUUGGAUCUGGUGUUCUUCUACAUGGAUCUCAGAAAGAAUUCAGACAUCAGACUGGCAUUUGAAGCCCUGAGGUACACUGCAAAUCUGUUGUGCCACAAGAAGUUUGCCAUUGAGUUCCUAACCAUGCAGGGUGUACAGAGAACCCUGCAGGUGCCCCGCCCCUCUGUGGCAGCUUGUGGGGUGUCUCUCUGUAUCUACUAUCUCUCUUACUUUGAGGAUGCCAUGGAAAGGGUUUGCCAAUUACCAGAUGAGACCCUAGCUGAAUUGGUUAGCUACACAUUGUGGCUACUGGAGUGUUCCCAUGAUUCCAGUAGAUGUCAUGCUGCAAUGUUUUUUGGGCAAGCCUUUCCCUACAGGGUGAUCUUAAAUUUGUUUGAUCAGAAAGAUGGACUGAGGAGGUUAUUUAAUGUGAUCAGCACCCUACAGAUCAUGGAUGUUGAUGAACGGCGAGAUGUCAGCGAUGAUCAGCUGUUCACAAUGAGGCAGCUCACACGUCACGUCUCACUCGCUCUGAAGAAAUAUUUUGAAGCUCACUUAUCUCACAAAGUGGAAGAGAUCAAGCGAUCUCAUGCUCGCAGUGAUGACAACAGUUCACCUGUUCAUGAAGUUCCUGCUUAUAAGGCAUUGAAGUUAACACCAGAAAUUGUUCAAGAGAACGUUGAAAUCUUGAUGGAGUUGAUGCCAGUACGAAUUCAUUGGGCUCCAGAAAUCACUUGCCACAAACUGGGCGGAAUUAAACUGCUCUGUCAACUUAUUGCACUGGCUCCAAACUGGAACAGCUUUACUGGGAAAUCAGAAAUGAUAAAGAACGUUCUAGAUGUCAUCAAUGUAUUGGUGUCCACCCCCAGAUCUCAACUGGCUCUGUUGGAGUCGGUACCGCUUUACGAUAAUCUGUCUACACCAGCUGUUAGUGUACUGAUAGGCCUUGCUGAGGGAGAAGUUAUUCAAGACCCAGAGGUUCAGAAAUCGGCCCUGAAUGUCAUCAUCAACUGUGUGUGUGGCCCGGUAGACAAGCUGGGAGGAGGUCUAGGGAGAUAUAUAGGGGCUGGAUCUAAGAAAAAGAUCAACCUCAAAGUAGGUGAAGACAUUCUCAGUAAGAUGUGGAAUGGGGUCAGGAUCAACAACGGAAUCAUGGUACUUUUGAAACUGUUGUCCAUCAAAACACCCAUAACAGAUGCUGACUGCAUUAGGGCAUUGGCUUGCAAGGCUUUGGUUGGUUUAUCCCGAUCAGAAACGGUCAGGCAGAUCAUCAGUAAACUCCCUCUCUUCAACAAUGGACAGUUGCAAUUACUGAUGAAAGAACCUGUUUUGCAUGACAAACAACAAGAACACAUCAAGUUCUGUAAAUACGCCAAUGAGUUGUUAGAGAGAGUGGUGGGAAAGAAGUCCAGUGCUCACUUGGAUGCCUCGCUGGAGGAAAUUAGAAGGGCUGACAUUGUUGCUCAAACAAGAAUAACUUUCCAAGAAAAGGAAUUGCUUCAAUUGAUAUACAGUCACCUGCAAUCAGAAGGAUUAACUGAGGCAGCAGCAGCGCUACAGAAGGAAGCCAGUCUACCUCUAUCCAUCACACCUCCUAAUGUUCUUCCUGUACAACCAUGUGUGUUUGCUUCUCCCCACUUAGCAUCUCCCAGAUUUACCAGACAGAUCAGUCAUCCCUUAGCCUCACACAUCACUCCUGAUGUCCCAUCUACAAGUUCUGGUCUCCAUAGCAACUCUAGCAGUCAGAGGGACAGUCCAACUAACUCAGGCUCCACCCCCGGCACACCUGGACCAAUCAGAUUUCAUCUCGGUCGGCAACACCCUCAGGCCUCACCAGGUCUAGGACAAGUUAGGGCUUCAAAUAGCAAGAGUAGAUUUAGCUCGGAAAAAGAUUGCAUUCUGUCUAGUCCUGCCUGGAGGACAAAAGGUCUUCUGAAAGGUCAAGGAGAAUAUGAUAUGACCUUGGAUAAAAUUGUGACAGAGUAUUUACGUAAACAGCAUGCUCUGUGUCGAAACCCUGUCACCACCUGUCCACCCAUGUCUCUGUUCCAACCCCAUAGAUGUCCUGAGCCCAGGGGAAGAAGAAUGGCCCCUAUUAAUUGCACAUCUAGGAUUUAUAACAGAAUGUUGGGGCCCAAGGUAGGAGGAAUUGGAGGACCCAGUGUGGAUAGGAAGUUCAUAUACAGUCGGUUUAGGCCAUGUCAGUCUUACAGAAAUGCAGAUGAUGGGGGCAUGCUGUGUUGUUCUUUUUCAAGGGAUGAGCAGUAUUUGAUGUAUGGGACUUUCUGGGGAGACAUCAAGCUAGUCAGUUUACAGUCUGGAGAGGAAACAGCCAGUUAUAAUUUCCAUCAGGUUGCGAUAGAGGAUUUUCAACAAGCAAGAGACUCAGAUUUACUAUUGAUCAGUUAUGAAGACAAUGGAUCAGGGGUUUGGACGUAUGGCGAUGUUGUAGAUAAUAAAUACAGUUUUGAGGACAGUCAUAUUGAGUUUAGCAAACAGGUUCAAGACCGAAUCAUCGGGACUAAAGAUGAAACAGCAAAUAUUUACGAUGUCUCCACAGGCCAAAGAAUUCUCAAACUGUACGAUCCAAACAAAGCUAAUAACUACCUUAAAAAUCGAGCAACAUUUAACCCUACAGAUGAACUUGUUCUCAAUGAUGGGGUCUUGUGGGAUGUACGGAGUGGAAAAUCCAUCCAUAAGUUUGACAAGUUCAAUUCCAACAUUAGUGGAGUGUUUCAUCCAAUGGGAUUGGAGAUUAUUAUCAACUCAGAAGUGUGGGACAUCAGGAACUAUCACUUGCUGCACACAGUCCCAGCCUUGAACCAGUGUCAGAUUCGCUUCAACAAUCUAGGAGAUGUUAUAUAUGCUAUUUAUGUAAUGGAUGAAGAAAUGGAUGAUUUUAAAGUCAGGAGUCCCUACAGCUCAACCUUCAGAACAUUUGAUUCCACAGACUACAGCUCAAUAGCUACAAUAGAUGUGAAGUCAAAGAGUAUCUUAGACUUGUGUACUGACAAAUCUGACUGUUACCUGGCAGUGGUAGAGAACCUGAACACAGACCUAGGCACAGAGGAGUUUGUGUGUAAGCUGUAUGAGGUCGGGAAACUCAGAGAUGAGGAGGAUAACCAGCCUGAAGAUGAUGAUGAGGAUCUGGAAGAGGUUGAUGAAGAUGAUGACGAUGAUGAUGAUUCUCAUUUGAUUGAUUUUAACGACUCCAAUGAUGAGGAUUUCUUAACAGAUGAUGAUGAUGAAGAUGAAGAUGAUGAAGACAACGAUGGAAAUGAAGAUGAGAAUGAUAUGUUUUCCCAAAGUGAGGGAUAUAGCGAGGAUGGAGACGAUGAUAUCAGUGACGAUGCUUUGUUUGAACUUUUAUGAUGAGUGUUGUCAUAGAUACAUGUAUUUGGGAAUUAUCUGGACUAUUUUUAAUGCAUAAAAAAAAAUUGUAAAAAAUAAGUAAAUGUUUUUAAAAUUCUGAAGGUGACUGAACAUAAAAGGCCAUGGCUAAAAAUAUACAGCUGUACGGUAUGUUUUGGUCAACUGUUUACCAAUAGUAAUGAAAAAAAAAAUGAAAUGCAAGGUAUUAACAGUCUUUACUUUAUACCUGGUCAAGCUACAUGGACAUAUUUCAAACUUUCUUCCUGAAAAAUGACAGGCAUAAGAAUUUCUGUUACGAAAUUAUCAGGUGCUACAACUGUACAUACAUGUAGGUAUUUUACAUGUUAUUGUAGAUAAUGGUGAAGAUUAUUUCACAUUUGUUGUGGUGUUUGUCAAAAUGUUAUUUUAUUAUUUAAGAAAUAUUAAUGAUGGACACUGAGUUGUACAUUUGCAUGUCAAUAAAUUUAAUUAAUUUUAUUUAUUGUCUUUAGGGUCUAUCUUUAAUACUGGCUACUG
Molecule: messenger RNA, 5117 nt
Organism: Saccostrea echinata
Lineage: Eukaryota; Metazoa; Mollusca; Bivalvia; Ostreida; Ostreidae
Product: DDB1- and CUL4-associated factor 1-like
Exons: 38
Coding region: 240-4601 (1453 amino acids)
Biological process (GO): protein ubiquitination
Cellular component (GO): Cul4-RING E3 ubiquitin ligase complex; nucleus
Molecular function (GO): protein binding
Source: RefSeq, a predicted model, not a curated record